Molecule: messenger RNA, 4323 nt
Organism: Mus musculus (house mouse)
Lineage: Eukaryota; Metazoa; Chordata; Mammalia; Rodentia; Muridae
Product: RIKEN cDNA A230072I06 gene
Exons: 1
Coding region: 723-1241 (172 amino acids)
Source: RefSeq, a predicted model, not a curated record
CCCAUGGAGUCGCCUGGGAGGGAAGGCGACCCCAUGCCGAGCGCAGACUUGGUCUUUAGCUUGUCCUAUGUAAUUUUGCGAACUGUUUGAAUGUGCUAACGAGGCACGUUAUUUUUAGCCAUGUCAGCAAAGGGAUCCAAUUCCUGCACAGUUGUGCCUCUUGCGUAAGUGAUUUGUUUUCUAAGGACCUUCAUGAGAGCCAGAGAAAUUUGCCUUCCCUGGAAUGAGGCCCUGCUGACCCUGGGCUCGCCUGGGGCAGAGGGUUGGGCAGUGGGGACCCUAGAGAUGGCCCUCUCUGCAAUAGGGGAGUGCCUAUAGGGUGCUGCCUGGGAGAGAGGUUCAGAAGAUAAAAUUAACAUGGCAUAUGACUGGUUGGAAGUGGGCGUUUUGCAGGAGGGGUGAGGGAGCCUGAUAGGGUUCUGGCCCUGACAGAGGAGCUUAUGGGAUGAACACUGGAAAAUGUACUGCCGCUGUGUGCUGAGGAGAAAGGUCUGAAGAGCAAGUGGUAGGGGCCAGAGGCAAGGGAUGCUACAGCCAGGCAGUACUCCAGCCUGGAUCCCAACAACCUAGGCAGGGAAUUAUGAAGAGAGACUGUCUAGUAUGGCUGUCCUCUCCUGGUGCAAUGAGUGAAGAAGCAGUCUCCCAGGGAGACUGAGGCAGGACCAUGUGGAAGUUGUCACCCAGGGCCAGUGGCCUGGUUUCUGUAGUGAUAAAAGGAAGCUAUGAGAGGUAGUGAAAGGAGAGUAGCGGGAGGCAGAGAGAGGGUGGGGCUGCAGGCUUGGCUACUCCAGAAGAAGGAAGAGUGGUGCCAACUCACUUCUGGGAGAGCAAGGACUGUGCAGUUGGGGGUAAGAGACACCCACAUAUCAGCUUCCUCCUCCCCAGUCCUGGUCUCCGCAGAAGGAACUAGAGGCAUGCCAUGCAUGGGAGAGGAAGCUUCUACGUGCUCUGGUAGAGAGGAAAGUGGAAAGAGCCUAGCUAGUACACCACAGCAGCUCCUCAGCGGUCCUCCGAGAAGGCUCCACGGAGUCAGGGCUUUGCCAGCGAGACAGAUCUGGACAGACUGCAGACUCUCGGGAACUUUCAGACCCUCGGCCUCUUCUUUGUGUAGUUCAUCUCUGAGAUCAGGGGCCAGAUCGAAGCAAGCACUCAGGCAGGAAAUGUUUCUGAAUGUGAGUUCUGGCUUUGGCGUUCAGCCAUUUUCCUGUCAAGGCAGUUUUGAACAGAGGGGGAUGUUCUAGGGUUGUGAGGUCCCCAAGGCAAGAGGAAACGGAAGAGAGAGGUAUCAGGUCUCUGUGUGAAAUGAAAUUUUCAACUACAAAUCGGAAAGCCAGCACUGCAGAGAACCCAGAAGCCUCCAGAAGGGAAAAGGAGGCCAGGCUCAGAGGCUGGGAGGGGGCAAGGAGGCCAACCCUGAAUGAGGAGGUGGACUUCAAAGCCCCUUCUGAGGCCAGAUCAGUGCCCUGCAGCUCCUGGAGGCCUGAGUACCAACAUGUGGUAGCCAUCUCCACACAGGUCCAUUGGACCUAAGUUUGAAACGGAGAAAACCCAGCAGAAAUGGAAGAUAAGAAAGAGAUAAGUUCUUGAAGGAUUGCCAUAGACAGGGAAGGGCAAUGUGCUCACAGUAAGCCACUGUUGCAGGCAAAUGAAGAAGACACUCAGGGCACAUUCAUGCAUGUCAACUGACAUGUUUGUUAGGAUGUCAUGUGGAAGUGUGAAGGAUGGGAAGCAACCAUAAAACCCUGCCGCUCUUCCCAUGUGUUUAUGGCAUAUGGUCGCAGUUGGAGGUCAGGUAGAUUUCCUCUUUAAAAAAUAAAACUGGCAUCUAGCUGCAAUUUGUUGGAUGUGAGUUUCCUUAGAACCAAUGAAUAUGCAAUAAAAGUGACAGAACCAGCCACAGUGUGUCACAAGUACCAACAAGACCAUCCACAGAAUCACAGUAUGUUCACAAGCACCCACAGGACCAGCCACAGAGCCAUAGUGUGUCACAAGCACCAACAGGACCAGCCACAGCUGCCACAGUGUGUCAUGAGCACCAACAGGACCAGCCAUGGUGUGUCAGGAGUACCUAUUCACUCUGGGUGUAGGAUUGAGGUGGAAAUUCAGUGGCUACAGGGUUUGGAGACUGUCAGAGUUUUGAGGGAGGUCACUUAGCUAUGUCAGAAAACACACUCUAAGUUACCGAACUUUGUCUUCUGAGAGCCAGUGCUGGCAAUGAAUUCAGAGAUGCAUCUCAAAACUGAACUCAAAUACAAAACAGAUAAUCCCCUAAGUCCCUAGACUGGAUGACUUGAGGGUACUGAGUCCUGGUUUCCACAGAGGCAGCAGCUAGGUUAGACAUGUGCCCUUCAUGUGUGUUCCCUCAAAAGAGAACCUUGUCCUUUAGCCAGCAUGAGACUGGCCCCUGACUGGCCCAGGGCUCCUUCUCCCCAAUAGGUUGAUGGCUUCUGAAGUUUCCUGAUUCGUCACUGUAAGAUGGGACUGCUGAGGUUCAAGGCCAUCCCACCCUGCAAACAGGGGUUUCAUUCUACAUCCCAGGCACGAGGAGCCCACAGAUUGUAUGGAUGAGCAUCCUCUGUCUAGAAGAUAGAAGUUUCUGGAACUCCAUGUCCUGUUACAUGGGAGGAAUGGAGAAAGACUGGAAGGUAGCCUGUGUGACAUUCAGGGUAGAGCGAGGACCAUUGGUCACCUGGUAUCCUGGCAAACAGAAGCGUCUGGAACCUUCAACAUCAACCCCGAUCUGCGACAUCACUCCAGAGGUGCUUGGUUUUCUUAUCAACAAAACUUCUCCUUUCAAACUGGGUGUCUAUGCCAUUAUCUGGUACAUCCCUGAGGGCACAGGGCACACACAUGUCCCUGAGCCGAGUUCCCAGCCUAGAGACAAGAUGUCACAGGGGAUAUGGAGUCCUGCUGUAUCUGGCCUGGGUGCAGAAAGCCAUCCCUUAUGAUAACCUCUGACCUGGUUUCUGCUCUGGACAUGUUACCUGAAACUCCAUCAGGACAUUCCUAGUGAGGCCAGAAACUCCAGGCCAGGAGAUAUAGGUAGUUGAAAGAUGCAACUCCACCCACAUUAACAGUAUGAGUCCAGAAAAAGCCAGUGGCCCACCUUGGGGUAGCAGGCUGGACACAAAUACCCUGCUCCCUGCCCUUGCAUUAUUGCAGGUGACCCAGGCAGAUGAGAUGAUCCUCUGAGAUGCAUGGAUCAGAUGCUCAGCAGAGGACAAAUACGGCAGGAAGCUCCAGGCAAAGAUGGGGUGGCAGCUUUCCAAUCCCCACAGGCAGCUUACCCUGAAAAGCUGACCUUUCCGAACAUACGCAGGUUUCAUUCCCUCAGAAGGUGACAGCGUGUCCCCUGCCCUGUGGAAUCAGGGCCCUAAUAGGUCCCCUCUCUGCCGCUUAUCACACACCGAAGGCCAGGCCGCGUCUCUAAUAGUUCCCUUUCACCGCGCUGCCUGCUACUGACUGCGGAAAGUGUAGGUUUGGCUGCACUGAUGGCCCUCGGUAAUGGCUGUGAUUACACCCUCUGCAUCCUCUUCCCAGUGCCAGCCUUUCAGCCGAGCAGCACAUUAUGCCUGGAUAAGACUCAAAGAGCGGCUUAAUACCAGGUUCUCGGGGCUGUAAUGAGUGGUUCAGGAUGAGGCAGACACAGCCGCAGCAGUUGCUCGGCAGCCCGCGGUUCAAACACGUCGUGGCGUCCGUGGGCACCUUUUUGAGUUAAAGCUCGGCUUACACCUUUGCCUGGAUCCUAGAAAAGGAGUGAACACAAACAGAAAAACAAAUACCUUCCACGCGGCGCAAGAAAAGCCACCAAGUGCCACCCCAUUAGCCUGAGAAGACGGGCGUGCCUGAGCAGGCUGCGGCAGGUGCAUAUUUCAGAGCUCGUGUAUAUCACAGAGGUGGCUUUUGUCACCUCCCAUGAUGCCAUUCAGAACCUUCCUGCAUCCACUUAACUCUUUUUGUUUUUAUCAUUUAAGGGUGAGGUGAGAAUGUCGCUUGCUUAACUCAACCUGUGUACAGACCAUAGCCCCAAAUAAGUCCUGAAUAUCAGAAAGGAGCGUAGCUUUGUCUCUCUCCUGUGCACUCUUCCCGGGAUGUAGCCUGGAGGUGGAGGGUGGCCCUUUCCCAGAAUGCAUGGAGGCCGACAGACAGAUAGCAGCCAUGUUAUAAUUUGCCUCUUUCUUUUUUUCACUGUCUUCUUACUAAAAGACUUGAGACUGUAUCAGGGGGCUGCACCGUGGACCUAACACUAAGUCAAUGUCAGACCUCAGGAUAAAGGACAGAGUCACACAUGGCAUGAGGCUGGUUUCACAUGGUGGCCAUGGG